Messenger RNA from Porites lobata, 6908 nucleotides. Lineage: Eukaryota; Metazoa; Cnidaria; Anthozoa; Scleractinia; Poritidae. The record is from the annotation of a GenBank genome assembly.
AUGGCUCGACGAGCAGUCAUCCCUCUUGCCAUUUGCAUUGUGCUUUUUGUAGCGUUUAUGUUUGGCAGGCCGUCAGAUGGACAACAACUGCCGACAAAGAACCCCUCAACGAACAAACAAGGAACGGUAAGCAUACUGUAUGAAUCGCCCUAGGACGAGCACGACAAAGGCUGAAAGACAAACUGAUGAGGCAGCUAGAAGGGAUUCACAUUUAUUGGCCUUUCAAACUGAAGGGUGCCGCAAUAUUACUGUUUUACACGCCCUUCAGACGCCACACAAGAAAACAGUUGUCUUCUGGUUUUUCAGUUAAUCGUCCGUAUUCCAGCCCUAUUGGUUUAUAAAACAAAAGCCCAUUGGGUCCGCCUAUCGUCCGUAUCCUUAUGAACAUAACAACAGUUUUCUGUAAUUGUACAUCUCCCUUUUUCCCCCUCGUUUUUUUACUUAAAUAAUGGAUCUAAAUCCAUUUUUCGCUUUUACUUCAGCAGUGUGACAACACAUGCACGUUGUCAUGCCCUACUCAAGGUCCGGCUGGUCCUCCAGGAGCCCCAGGAACCCCUGGAGUACCGGGGAUUCCCUCUUCCCAGGGAAUUCCCGGCCGUGACGGAAGAGACGGCAUAAAAGGCGAUGUAGGUCACCCGGGUCAGAAAGGGGAACGUGGUGACGAAGGACUCAAAAGGAGGUGGAAGCAAUGUGUCUGGAAUUUGGAUACAUCUGGUGAAAACAAAGAUAACGGGAAAAUUCACGUAAGUUGAUAUACUUCGUAUAUUAUAUUCGGUAAUCAUCCUAUUUUUCACUGACAGGAGCCCAUAACCAGUGGUUGUCAGUUUCAUGUACUUCUGUCACGAUGUUUUUUACGGACCAGUUUAUUUUUAGAACGGUUUUGGCGCGAAUAAGUCCCACAAACCAGUCAGCAAAACCUACAGACCUAAAAAUGAUAAUUUUUGCCUGCUAAUGACGUUACGUUUUCGUUUUUGACAUUUUUAUACCUCGAAUGCGUUCAUAGACAUGAUGGAGAUUCCAUUUUCGCGAGAAAAAGUGCCCUAAAAUGUGCCUUAAAAAUAAACCGGUCCGUAAAAACGCGUGACAUGGGCCUAGUAUGGGUGGUGCUCGCUCCGGGUUAUGGGCUCGCUCCUGCCACUGACACACUUUGUUUGUUUGUUUUUGUUUUGUUUUUGUUGUUGUUGUUGUUUUUUUUUUUACAAAAAGAGCGUACCAACCCCCUGGAUUAAGUGCCCCCUCCCCUCCCCCACCACUUUCUUAAACAGUAGGGAUACAAGAGGAAUUGGAAGAGUAUGCAUAUCAGUGACAAGGAUGAUCUCGAGGAUGAUGAGAUAAUCAAUAUUUCAGAUAAACAUGCAUACUGAUACAUUGCUUUGUGUGUGUGUUAAGUGUUUUGUGCGACUACGGUGCGCUUGAUUACAGCUACUGUUAUAACAAACAGAAGACUAUUUUGUAAACCUUCCCUGGGAUGGCUGGGUUAUCCGCUCGCUCCGGGUUAUGGGCUCGCUCCUGCCAAUGACACUUUUUUUUUCUUUUUUUUUUUGCAGAAAACAUACCUGGGCCGGGUGGGUUAUCUGUAAAGAGAGAUCUUGAGUAUAGGGAUAACCUCUUCGGGUGUCGUAAUGGCUACCUGUAACCAGUCUAUGUGUAUGUGUAACUUUACGUUUCUAUUGAAGAUUUAGCCUAAAAAAAAAAAAAGUUUCACCUCAACGUUUAAAGGAAAACUUUAUAAGCGCCCCCUUUUGGCUGUAAUUUUAAAUAAGCACCUGCACUUAUUCGAGGAAAUACGUCAUUUCGCAGGCGACCUCUUUCGUGACAGUGCAUGUGAUGUGUUCGCCGUAUUCAUCAUACCAGUAUAGUUACACGUACAAGCGUGUAUACACAAGUUCUGUACUUUGCUCCAACUAGCGGGCCAUAACAACUGUUUACCUCAUCACUCUACUUAUUAUUUUAUUAUAGUUAGUCACGUGAUGUGUCAGUUACAGAUAUUGUCGCCUUAGUCUUAUAUUAUGACGUAAAUAGUAUAUACCGACGUUUUGUUCCUGCAAAGUUGGGAGAACUGUCGCCACAACAUUUUGAGCCGAAAGUUUGAUGCUUACGCCUUAGCUUUAGUUUCUUCGUUCAGUAUUAGAGCUGUCUCUUGUGUGAAAGUGUCUAAAGGUGGUUUGUUGGAGAAUGAAGUAAAGAUUCUGCUUGUUCUGGUUAUUCUUACUUUUGACUAACCUCUACGCAGCGGCCACUUGACGUCACCCCGAGAGUGGCCGCUAAACCGUUUAAGCCCUAAGAGUGAUCAGCAUCAAAUUUCACCUUUAAUAUCAAUGCCUUGUGGAACAGAAUGGUCAAGAGAAUUAUGGACAUGAUCACACGAGAUGAAUUUGCUUGAUAUUUUAUCAACUUCUCCCCACUACAUCUGUAAGAAAUAGAUGGGGGCAACAAAUGAGAAUUUAAAUUUUGAUCUUAGGGUUUAAAGGGUUAAUGGAGGUGCAGUUGUAUCGCAAUUAUGUUUUACGACACCUUACAUACUCUGAUAAUGAAAUCUGAUAUGUAUGUACCGUCUUUUUAGGAAUGCGAUUUCACUAAAAAGAGGAGCGAUACAUACCUUCGUGUUGUUUACAUGGGAAACACGCGCAUUACAGGAUGCGCAAACUGCUGUAAGAGAUGGUACUUCACUUUUAACGACGUGGAGUGUCGCGCACCUGCCACUAUUGAUGGUGUGGUGUAUCAUGGUGCCAAUAUUAAUAUCCACCGCUCGGCCAAUAUUGAAGGGUACUGUGGUGGAAUAGCUUCUGGAAAGGUCCGAGUUGGUUUUCACGUUAAGAAUUGUAAGGCGUAUGCUACAUCUGCAGAUGCUAAUACAAGCUGGAAUGCAAUAAGCAGAAUCAUCAUCGAAGAAGUUGAACCUCCGGUUCUUUAAGCUUCUUAUCCUCGAGAUCGGUCAUAAAAGAAUUCAAACCAUCGACGGAUUCUAUCUCUGGAACUUUAAAGCAGCAAAAAGGUAUUCGGGUAAUAGCAGAAUCAAGAGGACUUGCUGUAAUUUUCAAUUAAACUUUUAAUCUAUUUACUCGGUUCGUUCUUGCUUGCUGUCUGGUUAUUUUCCCGGUCCGCUGCGAUUUAAGCGAUUCCCUUCACCCCCGAGUUUCCGCGACUGAAGGGAGGACAAGGCCAAGCACUCUCAAUCUAGACAACCCGCUGAACGAAGCCAAAAUUUCCAGGUUAAAAUUUCCCCAAGGCCACUGAAAAAUCAGCUGAAAAAUUCCACCUCAGAGUCCAAUUGCAAAGGUUCAACUUUUAUUCCCUAGCCACGCCAAGCAGUUGCGUCCCCGGUUAAACGGUAAAACGCUGAUAGAGAAGACUCGCGGGUACUAGACUGCAAUUUGCUAGUGGUUAAGGGGAUUGAUUCGAUCUGAUCCGGAUCGCCUCAGCGGAUCGGAGGUGCCCAGCAUGAAAGCGUGUAGAUUAUAUCAGUUAUACUCCGUAUAUUUUAUAGUCCAUGGGUCUCUCGUGUACUAGUUGAAGAUGACUCCAUGGUCUCUAGAUCACGGUCUAUAUAUUCCUAUAGACUGUCACUGUUCAAAGUUCCCGUUUGAUGGGCUAAAAUUGAAAUUUCUCAAUCCAAUCAUCUAUUCUGAUUUACCACAUGACCUACAUGACAUGAUUCUACUGUUUAUCGACAGUAUUACAUUCACGAGUCCACCGAAUUUGAGUAGAACCCUUUUUGCCCAGACUUUCUUCAGACAAAGUUAUCCAGUUUCGAAAUUGAUUCAAUCUGUCCAUAAAAUUAUUUCUAUAACGUCUGAGUAGGUUUUUAAAAUAGUUCCUAGCUGGAGACGUUUUAGCACUGCCAUAGCAUCGACUCAGUAGCAUGGAGGACGUGUUGUGACAGGUAUGCAAUUUGACCAAAAACCGUCAAAGGGUUUCCCAAUAACGCGUCAAACGGCACGUAUUUACCCUCAGUCUCAAAAGAGUCGAUCCAUUUCUAUCUCCGACUCAUCCUGCCUACUUAGAGCACAAUGGCUCGACGAGCAAACAUCUCUGUUGCCGUUUGCAUUGUGCUUUUUCUUAUGUUUAAUAUGUCUGGUAGGUCAGAUGGACAACAACUGCCUACAAAGAAACCCACGACGAACGCUCAAAGUACGGUAAGUAUAAGAAUCUUUUCAGAAUGGAACAAUUGUUCAUGAGGCAAAAAGAAGAGUUUUCACUUCUUAAUACGUUUAUUUGUGUGAGCACAUUCCGUGGAUUUUUCUCUUUUUAUAAACUGAAAGGUACAUCUUUGCUCUGAAGACAACACACUACAGAACAGUAAUUGUUUUCUGGAUUUAUUUUUAAUAUCUUUUAUUAUAUAGACACGGGUGUUUUACUGGAAAAUAUACCACUCGUAAAAUUCAAUUACUUUCUGGCGAAUAAAAAUCUAUUAUUUUAUCGAUGUCUUUUUGUCUAUAUAAUAAAAAGAACAUUACACGGCGGCUUGAAGAUAUGAAUUUUAUUUUCUUGUGGCAAAAACAAUAUUUCACUCACUCGCUGCGCUUGUUCGUACAAUAUUGUUUUGCCACUCGAAAAUAAAAUUCAUAUCUUCGCGCCACAGUGUAAUAUCCUCUAUAUAAUCAGAUUGUAGUCGUUUUAGUUUAUACAAAAUGAUGAACGUGCCGAUCGACAUUCCAGGGGCACCCAACGAGAAUAUAGUUCAAAACCACUUAAACAUAGCAUCGUUAAACGUGUUUUAGUAUUUAAACAGUGGAUAUGGGCAUAUUUUUAUCCCCUAUAAAUUUUUCAUCUGUUCGGAUUUCCUAGCUGAAAGUCUAGUGAUCCGAAAAUUAUAGGGAUCAAAACUUACCUGUUCGGAAAUUUCAGCCAGAAAAAAGGCUCCUGAAAAUUUUACGUGACCUUUUUAGGGUAAAAAUCCGUUGAAAAUGGGCAAUUUUAUCAUUUUUUAGAUGUUCGAAAAUCCUAGGAGAGGCAGGCAAGCAAGAAAUUUUACAACAAAUGUUACGAAAAUUCUAGAUCUCAAAUCGUCUUCCGAACAGAUAUUUUUCCGAAAAUUGUCGUUGGUUGCCCCUGACAUUCUCCUAAAAUUGUACAUCUCCCCUUUGCUGCGUUUUUUUACUUAACUAUAUCUACAUGCAAAUCCGUUUUUCGCUUUUUUCCAUAAGCAGUGUGACAAUUCAUGCAUCGUAACAUGCCCGAUUCAAGGUCCGGCUGGUCCUCCAGGAACCCCGGGAACACCUGGAGUACCGGGUGUUCCCUCUUCCCAGGGAAUUCCCGGGCGUGACGGAAGAGAUGGCAUAAAAGGCGAUGUAGGUCCCUCGGGUCAGAAAGGGGAACGUGGUGACGAAGGACUCAAAAAGAGAUGGAAGCAAUGUGUCUGGAAUUUGGAUACAUCUGGUGAUGAAAAGGAUAACGGGAAAAUUCACGUAAGUCCUCACACUUGUUCCUGAAUGUCGGUCCCUUUUUAUACCAAGAUUUUUCUGAUGACAGCAUCAAGCAAGAAGUGCGAAUGCGGUGUAUGGUGUAUUUGUCGUCACGACAGGCCCAAAAGUCUUCAAAAUUUAACCCUGUCCCAGCCAUACCACCGCAUCUUUACAGCUGUUUCGCAUAACACACGACCUGUGAUGUCAAAAACGUCUUUGGAUUUGGGGUUUUUCUGCGACGUCAAUCGGUAAAAUGUAGAGGCUCGGAGUCUAACUUUUCCCGCUCUGUGCAUUGUCGAUCGGAAGGAUUUGUUCUUUGAUGUUCUGUUGUGUGAUGCAAACUUUCCACGUUUUACAAUGUAGCUCUCAGUUUUAUUUUCUUUUUUUAUCAUUAUUAUUAUCUUCUUACUUAAACAUGGCAAGUUUAGACUCUCAAGGUGAAGAAAACUGCAAAAUUGUUCCUGUAGAGCUUCCAAAUCAAGAAGAUACACUGAUAUGGGUUAGUACGUUCCCGCCAACAUUUAAACUGCUUGCUAUUGCCUAGUUUUAAACCAAGUAACGCUGGCUACGAGUCCGUCUAUUAUGGGGUAAGCAACACGAGACACACAUAGUCAAAAGAGAGCACAUUGAGGUUAGGAAAAAUCUCAAGUUUGGUGUCAAUCAGGCCAAUAUUGAAAAGCUACAGCAAUUUAAAAACUUGAAAUUAAUUUAUAAGGGAUAUAUAGAUUGCCUAACACACCGUCCAGACGUCUAUAUAUUUCUUAUUAAAUUUUGGAGUUUUUGAAUGGCUGUAUCUCGUUCAAUAUAGGCCCCAUAAACACCAAACUUGAGAAUGUUCCUCGUCUCAAUGUUCUCUUUCUGACAACGUGGAUUUCGUGUUGUUUAUUCCAUAAUAAACCGACUCGUACCCAGCCCUGCUCGGUUUGAAAUUAGGCAUUUGCCGCCUUUUUUCACAAGCAAGGAUUGGUUGCUCUGGUAACGUCGAAGAAAAACCCAAAAUUCGGUCGCUUGUUAUCCGUUGGUAACCUCAGUUAACAAGUUUCCACUGUAUUAUAGAUAAAGGCAUUUCACAUUUCCCAAACCAUUACACAGUGCGUUAUACAAUUCGUAGCAGACAGUGACAGUGAAAUCUGAAAUGUAUCUUCUUUUCAGGAAUGCGAUUUCGCUAAAAAGAGGAGCGAUACAUACCUCCGUGUUGUUUAUAUGGGAAACACGCGCAUUCGGGGAUGCUCAGGCUGCUGUAAGAGGUGGUACUUCACUUUCAACGACGUUGAGUGUCGCGCACCCGCCACUAUUGAUGGUCUGGUGUAUCAAAGUACCAAUAUUAACAUCCAUCGCUCGGCCAAUAUUGAAGGGUACUGUGGUGGAAUAGCUUCUGGAAAGGUCCGAGUUGGUUUUCACGUUAAGAAUUGCAAGGCUUAUCCUAAAUCUGCUGAUGCACUAACAAGCUGGAAUGCAAUUAGCAGAAUCAUCAUUGAAGAGGUUGAACCUCCGGUUCUUUAA